Messenger RNA from Hemibagrus wyckioides, 2919 nucleotides. Its product is annotated as C5a anaphylatoxin chemotactic receptor 1-like. Gene Ontology annotation, molecular function: G protein-coupled receptor activity. The transcript has a single exon. The coding region runs from base 35 to 922 and encodes 295 amino acids. Gene Ontology annotation, biological process: immune response; G protein-coupled receptor signaling pathway. The record is from RefSeq and is a predicted model, not a curated record. Gene Ontology annotation, cellular component: membrane. NCBI's taxonomy places the organism in Eukaryota, Metazoa, Chordata, Actinopteri, Siluriformes, Bagridae.
UAGAGCCUAUACCCUGUUACACCAAAGCUAAAUCAUGCAACAAAUCAACUCAUCCAACAGCUCACUCACCACUCCUGUCUCAACUGAAGACCUGGUUGCCAGUAGUGUUCUAGGAGUUUGCUUCAUACUGGGAGUCCCUGGUAACAUAACCGUAAUGGUAUAUCUUGCUGGAUGGCUGAAGAGAGGCAGCUUUACCCCAAGACUGAUGUUAAGCUUGGCCAUAUCAGACCUACUCACUCUGAUUUCUCUGCCGGUUUGGAUUUGGACUCUUCUGCAUGGCUGGAGAUUUGGCUUGGUCUUUUGUAAGCUUCUCUCCUAUGUGCUGUACUUUAGCUUCUACUGCAGCAUACUGUGUGUGAUUUUGAUGAGCAUGCAGCGAUACAUCCAAGUGCUGCAUCCUGAGAAAUGGAACAAGCUUGGCAGAAAAGGAAAGAACAUCCUUUUGAGUGGGAUGUGGAUGUUAAGUGCAGUUUUAUCAUGCUAUGCUCUGGUACUGCGCAAAGAAAUCCCGGACAGAGGAAGACAUCAGUGCAGUGUACGCUAUGAGAAUGAUGUUAAAAGUUUGGCUACUUUAAUCUGGGAGAUUCUACUAUUUGUGGUUUUGUUUUUUACACUGACUUACUUCUACUUUCAUCUUUACCGAGGAGUUAAUAGAACAGCUUUCUUUAGCAGUAACUCAUUGACAAAGCUGGUGACCAGAAUUGUGGUUUGUUUCUUUAUUUUUUGGGUCCCAUUAAUAAUAACCAAUGUUAUGAUUGUUACUGCUUUGUUUCUUGGGAAUGAGAAUCUGUUCAAAUCUGCAGAAUCUGGAAACCAAAUCACUGGAGCACUGACUUUCAUUAACAGUUGUGUGAACCCCUUUCUGUACGCUUUCUCUGCUCGGAUGAUGCGUCAACACCAAGAUGGAACAGAAAAUACUUAGUUCCUUCAUGAUGUAGAGAUUUGAUGGACAGGUUUUAUGGAUUAUAUGACAGCCAGUGACAUUUUGCAUUUUAAAAGAAAUUUUUACAUUUUCUUUCACCUUUACAAUAUUUUACGCGUUGGCUGAAGCUUCUUUCUCUAACCUUUAGCACAUCAAAAAAAAAGAAAAGAAAAAAGAUUCCUGUGUGUAUUGUGUCAUGACUUUUAUACAUCAUAACCUACUUCUAAACAGUCUAAACAGUUUUACUGCUACUUGGUUAACAUACUUUUUAUUGUACAUAAUUUGCCAGUAUCAGUGAGAAACAACUAUUUCUUCAUUUCAUUGGUUCUUUUAUCUUUUUGUCUCUUUUUAUCUAAGAACAGAGCAGCUGGGAAAAUAAUUUUAUAUAAUUUCAUCAUGGUCUUAUAAAGAUAUCACCAGUUAUUAUUAGAUAAACCCAUUACUCUUACAUUACAUCAAGAAAUUGACUUAAGUUUUACCUGGUUAUCGGUGUAAGCCAUCAUUCAAGAAUAAAAUAUAUUAUCAUAAUUUGUGAUUGUAACUGAUAAAUUUGAAUCUUAUUUUAUUUUAUUAACUAAUAUGAAGGAUCUUUACAAAACAUUGAUGGUAUUGUGUGGCAGCAUGUCAUAUUACAGAUAUUAAAAUUUGCAUUGUAUUGGUUGAUUAUAUCCAGAGGCAUGUAUAACUAUUACACAAAGAAUUUCCACUAAAACCACAAACUUUUCACCCACAUUUCAGUACACAGUUUACCUUAUAUAUAUAUAUGGUAGGGGUUGCAUGACUACUAAUUUUUCCACUCAACCAGUAAUUACAAAAAGUACUUGAUUAUUUUUCCAAUAUUUUAUUAUUGUUUUAUUUGUGCAGAAAAGAAUGCAUCAAACCACACUUCACUUAAUAGUGUUGUGUUUUAGCAAACUCCAGGGGCAGCUACGUACAACCACCCCCAAGGGCAUCUCUUUGUGGUGUUCUGUGAGCUUAGUCAACCAGCUAAAGGCAUAAAGGCAGUUCUUUUUGGUGAAGAUUGGUGACCUAUAUGAUUUUGGGGCCGUGAACAGUGGUCCCCACAGGGUACUGGAGUAGCUUGAGCCACAUAUUGUGGAUUCACAUCUGGUUCCAGCUGCUCCCUCUGGGCAAUGUCAGCCACCAAAGCCACAGGGAUCACCUCUCCUCAUUGUUUAAUGAGAUUGAUGUGGACUUUUGCGGACAUACAGUACUUAUGCAGAGAUAUACAAAAGUGCUUUGAAGUCUCUAUCAGUGAAUACGUCACUACUGGUUCACUAGGUUACAGACUUAGGAUACCAUCAGCCUAAAAUUCAACACCCACUUCAGCUCUGGACAGCCUCAUGCUGCUGCAUCAUGCUCAGAAUGAUCAACCAGUGCCUUUGGGAUGUUAAAGGGGUUGCCCCACCUUUUACAGCAUAAUGUGGUGUAUGGCUCUGAAGGCCAUCAUGGAUGCUUCUCGAGUAGCAGCUGGCUGGACCACCAAAGCACCUAUCAAUUUUCAGUCUUUGUCUGAAGAAGGGACCUGGAAGUGCUGCUCUUGAUCCAACCUUAGCUCUUGGAGAGCCUGGUGUUGAUUCAGAUAGAUGCCAGUGUGGGUCUUGAUCUGGGAGAGAGGCACUGGGAGAGAGAUUUUUAAAUUUAUAUUUCUUUCUCCGUUUAGGGUGUAAAGAUUUUCAGUGCUUCUUGAAUCAUGGUGUCUGUCAUUGGAGACACACACCAACUUAAACACAUUAAAGUUCAGUUCUGAUUAGGUCUUGCUCCCAGUGCUCUCUUGUCCAUGUACUGUAUAUCUCUGUUGCCGCUGGAAUUUUUUCAGCAUAGUUUUGUGCAGCUGACUGAAUUGGCUUUAUUUAAAAUGUAUACAUUUUGCCUUCUGUCUUUACCACCUGCCUGCAUCUUUUUACUGCUGAUACCUCUAUAAAGCUUAAAUUGUUAUAAUGUCAAAAUGAGUGAAUGAAGAAAUGCGAAAUACAUUGCUGUACUUUUUCUGCCAA